GUCAAAUUGGUAAGGUUGGAUUGAAAUGACAAUUUGACAGUUAAAACCAGUUAUAACCUCACAUUUUACCGUUUUGACAUGUUUUGCAAUUUUUACUUUGAUUUUUGAAAAAGAAUAUAAACCGUUAAAUAAUGAAUGCGUUUACGAAAAGUAGAGAACUAAGAAAACUGCCAGCGCUAUUGUCAAAAUGGUACAGUGCAAAGGCAGCUCCGGAGAUCGAGCAACUGGUGAAGGCAAGCAAAGUAGUAGUGUUUAUGAAAGGAGUUCCCGAGCAACCCCAAUGUGGCUUCAGCAAUGCUGUGGUUCAGAUAUUGCGGAUGCAUGGUGUAAAGUAUGAUGCCCAUAAUGUACUGCAAGACGAAGAUUUGCGUCAAGGUAUAAAGGAUUUUUCAAAUUGGCCAACAAUACCUCAAGUCUUCAUAAAUGGUGAAUUUAUUGGUGGAUGUGACAUCAUGCUACAGAUGCACCAAUCAGGAGAUCUGAUUGAAGAAUUAGAAAAGGCUGGAAUCAAGAGUGCUCUUUUGGAGAAGGAAAAAGAGAAGUCAGAAAAGGACAGUGGGUCGGAGAAAUGAAGAUAAGACUGCAAAAUGAAUGGUGUUUAUUUUCUUGAAUUUUAGUAGUAUGUAGGUUAUUUAUCUCAAAUUAUAGUUUGUGUUUUAAAAUGUUGUGUUCACUCCUUUAC
Molecule: messenger RNA, 682 nt
Organism: Acanthoscelides obtectus
Lineage: Eukaryota; Metazoa; Arthropoda; Insecta; Coleoptera; Chrysomelidae
Source: the annotation of a GenBank genome assembly